CUAUAUAUUCCCAGUUUCCAACUUAGUUGAUUGAGGAAAUAAAUGGAAUGAAACAUAAAUAGGCGCAUAAUCCAGUAGAGGAAAGUCAAAUUAAGAGAGAGAGAGAGAGAGAGGAUAAAUAAAUAAAUAAAGGGUGUGGUGUGUAUAAGCUGAGGCUCUAAACACAAAUUGCGGGAAGGGGCCAAAGCGCAUCCCUAAUUUCCCAUACGUCCCCGGCCUUACAGGCUUAUUUCGCAGAGGCUCGUCUCUCUCUCUCUCUAAAUCCCCCUCUCUCUUCCCAUACCCCCCCCCCCCCCCCUUCCCAAAAAUCUUUCUCUCUGUUCAACCCUUCACAAGGAAAAAUCUCUAUCAACCAAAAUCCCCCUUUCUCUCUCUCAAAACCAGAAGAAUCUCAAGACGAUCCAUGGCACAUGUGGGUGAUGGCAUGGGUGACAUGCACAUGCCAGGCCACAACAGCACUGUGAUGAGCAUGGAUGGCCAUCCCAUGAAGAAGUUGAUGAUGCACAUAACAUUGUUCUGGGGAAAAGACGUCUGGAUCCUCUUCCAUGGAUGGCCAGGUGGGAGCCUUGGCAUGUAUAUUCUCUCUGUAGCCCUCAUCUACUUCGUCGCCAUUCUGCUCGCACUCCCGUCGAACCAUAGGCUCGUGCCAUCGAGCGUAGUGGGCUCGCGUGGGGGUCGAACCCUGUUGCACGCCGUGCGAGUUGGGCUCGCCUACCUCCUUAUGCUCGCAGUCAUGUCGUUUAAUGGAGGCAUUUUGGUAGCUGCGAUUGUGGGGAAGGCAGUUGGGUUCGCUAUAUUUAGUGGUGGGCGCGAGCCUGUGGUCGGCUCUGAGGCCGAGAGGGUUCCGGGGAUGAAUUGCUAAUAGAUUUUUUAUAGGGCUUGCUAUGGGCCUAGUGGAACGACCCUAAAAAUUUAGGGCCGGGUCUUCUUUUGUUUGGUUUUGGCCUGGCCUGGCCUGGCCCGUUCCCGGCCCAACCCAAUCUUAUUGGGGCCGGGCCAGGUUGGGGCCAGCUCCGUGGGACAAGAGCCGGUCAGGGAUCAAUUUUUUUUCUUAGUUCUUCAUUUCCUAAGGUGGACUCGCUUGGUCUAAUCUCUCUUUCAUUUUGUUCCGAAUUUACACAGUUUGUUUUGAAUUUACACAUAGAUAUUAGAUAUAGUCCCAUGCGCAAGUUGCCUCCCUUUUUG
Messenger RNA from Amborella trichopoda, 1185 nucleotides. RefSeq names its product copper transporter 3. NCBI's taxonomy places the organism in Eukaryota, Viridiplantae, Streptophyta, Magnoliopsida, Amborellales, Amborellaceae. Gene Ontology annotation, molecular function: copper ion transmembrane transporter activity. Gene Ontology annotation, biological process: copper ion transmembrane transport. Gene Ontology annotation, cellular component: plasma membrane. The record is from RefSeq and is a predicted model, not a curated record.